Molecule: messenger RNA, 2484 nt
Organism: Stegodyphus dumicola
Lineage: Eukaryota; Metazoa; Arthropoda; Arachnida; Araneae; Eresidae
Product: Na(+)/citrate cotransporter-like
Biological process (GO): citrate transport; transmembrane transport; succinate transport
Cellular component (GO): plasma membrane
Molecular function (GO): citrate transmembrane transporter activity; succinate transmembrane transporter activity
Source: RefSeq, a predicted model, not a curated record
AAAAACUCGUGCGAUCUUUGCUCGUUAACGUGCACUAAAAUAAAGAACAGUUUGUAGAUUAAUAAAGAAAUUUGAGGACACCAGCUUGACAGUGGAUAUUAAAACACAGUGUUCUCAUCAGCUGGAAGCAUCGUUAUUUUGCAUUACAGUGAUAUAAAAAAUUCUAAAUUUAAAGAAAAACAACAAAAAACUGCCAUUAGCUAGCUCGAUAGGCAGAUUUGUGAAAGAGCGAUUCCGAAUUUCAUCAAGAUAAUGUUGGUGCUGCAGAUUAAGUCGUAGAGUGUAUUUGCCAUACAUUAUUUUGCAUUCUUGAAUCGGAUCAUUCACCUGUAUGGAAUCUCGAUGUGGUUACGUCAUCCUGCUGAUGGCUUGUUAUUGGGUGGUGGAGCCGAUUCCCGUCGCCGCGACCUCCCUUCUACCAGUGGUCCUCUUCCCGCUCCUUGGAGUCAUCAGCACCAAUGAGGCCUGUUCGGAAUACAUGAACGGAACCAACAUGAUGUUCGUCGGAGGUCUCUUCAUGGCCGUCGCCAUUGAGGAAUGCAACCUUCAUAAACGGAUAGCUCUCAACGUUCUGCGAUGUGUGGGAGCCACGGCUUCUUGGAUGAUGCUCGGUUUCAUGGCUACUUCCAUGUUUCUGUCGAUGUGGAUUAGCAACACAGCCACAGCUGCUCUCAUGGUUCCUAUUAUCGAUGCCGUCAUGCAAGAGCUUAGUGAUAAAGCCAAGGAGACCAAUGUUGCAAACAAGAGAAUAUCCUUUGUGUCCGUUGAUUUGAAGCGAGUGGUAGAUGAGGAAUCUCAGACGAAUUCCUAUUCUAAAGACAAAACAGAUUUUUCCGCAGAUCUUCCAAAAGACGGAGCUUAUCGUGCCAGAAUGGUCAGUGUCCUGAGACGAGCCAUGUUUCUUAGCGUUGCUUAUUCGACCAAUAUUGGCGGAACUGGAACUCUUACCGGAACGGGUCCCAAUUUAGUCGUGAAGUCGGUUACAGAGAAACUAUUUCCUGAAUCCAAUGACCUAACCUUUGACAAAUGGAUGCUGUUUAAUAUUCCAGUCAUGCUGUUCUGCAUUUUCAUAGCCUGGGUAUAUCUCCACUUGGUGCACGUGCGGAAGGCAUCUGAAAUUUAUACAAAUGAAAUGAAAGAAAGUUUCAAGCAAAUCAUCGCCAAAAAACAUGAAGAACUUGGUCCCAUGACUUUCCAAGAGAAGGCAGUAUCUGUGCUCUUUCUUCUUCUUGUCAUGCUGUGGAUAUUUAGAGACCCUCAUUUUAUAUCUGGAUGGGGGAACGCUUUCCCGGUGAAAAUUUCGGAUGCUACUCCAGCAAUGCUCAUUCCUGCACUCUUGUUUUUGAUACCAGCUGAUCCUUGGAGAAUGGGACAAAGUCCACCUUUAUUAGAGUGGAAAACCAUACAGCAAAAAGUCCCUUGGGGAGUGAUUAUUCUGUUGGGGGGAGGUUUUGCCCUCGCUUCAGCCUCUGAGAAAUCUGGUCUGUCCAAGUGGGUGACGCACCAGCUUCUGUCGCUGAACAUCUCUUCCCCUCUGGCAGUUGUUUCCCUUUUAUCCAUCAUGACAGCCAUACUCACCGAAUUCACCAGCAAUGUGGCCACCGCUAACGUCCUGCUUCCCGUCGUCGCAGAACUGGCUGUAGCGAUGCACAUCCAUCCUAUGUAUCUCAUGAUACCGGUGACCAUCUCUUGCUCGUUCGCAUUCAUGCUUCCCGUGGCCACUCCUCCCAAUGCCAUCGUAUACGAAGCUGGAGAAAUGAGCACGUUGGACAUGCUUAGACCUGGAAUUUUUAUGAACCUGUUAUGUGUGACAGUGGAAGUUUUGAUGAUCAGUACGUACGGUAAAGUCAUCUUCCAUUUCGAAGAUCUUCCAUCUUGGGCCAACCAUACAGUAACUGGUGUCAGCUAGUUCAGAGAGAACAGCAAAUUUUUGGCAUUUUUUUCUCAAAGUGAUCCAGUCGACUUGCUGUCUUUGAAUUGUCACCAGUGAAUUUUGACAGAAUGGAUUCACCGGACUUAAUGAAAGACAGGAAUGACUGUAUUAAAGAAAGAACGUGACCAUUGAUGUCUUCCAACUGGAAAUUUGACGGGUCGUUUUCAUUAUAGUAUUUUUCACAAUACUAAAAGAUUUUGAGUGUUCAAGAAUUAACGCGACGAAACAAUUUCAUGUCGGUUUACGUAUAAUAUUUGUUUAGUUUCCAACUAUUUCAUAAGAGGAAAGACUGAAUUCUGAGUAUGAUUAUACUGCUAAAAGUUACAUAUAUUUACAACGUCAUUCUUGUAUACCUUAAUUUUUAGCUACGCAUAUGAAUUCUAAAAUAAUACACAAGGCCACAGUUCGUGAAAAAAAAAACAGAAAUCAUUUACUGGUGCGUUGACUAUUGCAUUUAAAGCUAUUACUUGAUAAAACAGGAAAAAAGUCACUAAUUAUUUCUUUAUGUACAUUGUUUGUGCAUCGUGAUAAUAAAUCUCAUGUUAGAGUUC